Pollicipes pollicipes is the source of this 1633-nucleotide messenger RNA. Its product is annotated as serpin B6. Gene Ontology annotation, molecular function: serine-type endopeptidase inhibitor activity. The transcript is spliced from 3 exons. The record is from RefSeq and is a predicted model, not a curated record. NCBI's taxonomy places the organism in Eukaryota, Metazoa, Arthropoda, Thecostraca, Pollicipedomorpha, Pollicipedidae. Bases 157 to 1308 code for a protein of 383 amino acids.
GGCAGCAGAUCCCCUGUGGAACCUGAGCUCCAUCGAGUUGGCUCCAGCUGCUGAUUGGCUGCUGUUCUGGUCGUGGUUUUGACGACCUGAGUAGUUGGAGGUCAUAAAUUCACGUUUUUACGUCAGUCUUCAUCCACAAGCCAUCGCUUUGAAGUCAUGUUGCGUUCAAAGCAAGGACCCACAUUAAUUUUACUGACGGUGGCUACAUUAGGUGGAGCCUGUGUCCCAAAUGGUCUGGACUUAAAGCUGCUGAAGGCAUUGACGGCUGAUUUGAGCAAGAACCAGUCUAUCGCCCCGUUCGUCAUGUCUACGCUGAUGACACAGGUCUGGCUGGGAGCCAGGGGCGACACCAGGAACGAGAUGACAUCAGUCCUAGACAUAAGGACAAACAAUGGAUGCAGCUUUUUGACGAGUUACAAACGUGCAAUCAGUGACCUAUCCCAUGGUCCUAGUAACAUCACUACCGGCGUCUUUAACCGGAUUUACAUCAAACACGGCUUCAGCAUUAAGUCGGGAUUUAAGGAUGUUUUACGAGAUUACUACUACGCUGACGUCAAGAAGUUUUCAUCUGCGGCGAAGGCGGCAAAGGAAAUAAACUCCGACGUGGCCAAAGCAACGAAAAACCGCAUCAAGGAUCUUGUGUCAGCGGGUGCUCUGCAGCAAGCGGUCAUGGUCCUGGUCAGCGCAUUGUACUUCAAGGGCCUGUGGCUGACCCAGUUCAAUAAGACCGUGACCGAGCCGUUCCUGACGGCCUCAGGGGAGAAGUCGGUCGACAUGAUGAAGCUCAACACCAGUGUGCCGUACGUGAAAAUGGCUGACUUUGAUGCGAUCUCCUUGUCGUACACGGACAAAAACUAUGCUAUGCUGAUCCUACGUCCACUGACACGUAACAUGGCUGCCGUUUCACGUCUAAGGGACUCCCUUGACUCCCUUGAUGUCGCCAAUAUCAUGAACAGGGUUCGUUCAUCGCCCGUUGAAAUCAGUUUGCCUCGUUUCAAGAUAACAGCGAGUUACAAACUGAAGAAAACCAUGUCUCAGUUGGGAAUUCAAAGGCUCUUCACGGCUCAGGCAGAUCUGGGUAAUAUUGCCGAUGGGCCGCUAGCUGUCAGCGAAAUAAUCCACAAGGUGUUUAUAGAAGUGACGGAGAAAGGUACGGAAGCUGCAGGAGCCGGAGCUGUCGUUGUCUUUGGCACGGGCGGCGUGCCACCUCCACCCGUCCAGUUCACUGCAGAUCGUCCCUUCUUUGUCAUUGUUUGCAACAAGAAACACAGGAUCAACCUGUUCUCCGCGUACGUGGCGUCGCCAUAGAAUUAUGGCUAAUGUUUUGCGCACAAUUUUCAGGCAAGUCGUGUGGUGCACGUUUGUGUCGUGUUGGGCAUUUAAGCACGCUUUACGGGAAUAUGGCUGUGCCGCUGCAUGUAACAGGGUCACGCACAAAAACUGCACAAAUUUUGCAAACGUUUGUUGACUUCGGAGCUUGUCUUCCCGACCUAAGCUUGCAACAUCCAUACAGAAGUUUUGAUGUAGAUAUUUAGGUGCCGAUAUUAUGGCCACUAUGCUGUAGGUUACUCCAGGCAGAACUGAGUGUUUUUUCCCUUGCGCUGUAUCAGAGUGCCAGGAAAUAUAUCUCUAG